Messenger RNA from Gilbertella persicaria, 1556 nucleotides. RefSeq lists its product as uncharacterized. The transcript has 16 exons. Lineage: Eukaryota; Fungi; Mucoromycota; Mucoromycetes; Mucorales; Choanephoraceae. The record is from RefSeq and is a predicted model, not a curated record. Gene Ontology annotation, molecular function: protein binding. Bases 285 to 1475 code for a protein of 396 amino acids.
GAUAUGGAAAGUGAGCAACUAGCUCUAAUCGAUGAACUGAAAAACGUAAAAAAAAAGGUCAUAUGAUAAGCUUGUACUGAUAGAUUCAGGCUAAUCAUAUAUCGAUUGAAGAUAAUAUGGAUCCAGAAAAGAUUAUGACACUAUUUAAAUGCUUCAUCUAUCAAUCAGAAUACGUAAGUGACUGAUAAAGUAGUCUCGUUAUUAAGUAUGUAUAGGCUUCAAGAUUAGAAGACUGGACAGGAGGGAAAACGUUAAUUCUUAAGGCUAUUGAGAUACUUUCACCUAUGGCAUCUCAAGAUAAACAAGGAGAGAUCAACCGCUUGCUUUAUUUAGUUAUCGACACAGCAAGUUUGCUUUGCAAUGAUGUGAGGACAAAGUCAACUGAAAUACUAAUGUGGGCCAUGCAAACCAUCGAUAGAAUACUAGAAUGUGGCAAUUGUACAUUUCCUAUCUAUUUUUAUGAGCCUUUGUUUGAUGUUAUAGUGGAAGCAUGUAAAAAAGACGACUAUCUUAUUGCAAGAGCAAAUCAAUCUCUAAAUCUUAUUGAAGUAAUAGACAAAGCACUAAAAGAUGACAAAAAACAUUCCAUCAGAUAUUACUCAACAAAGCUAAUAAUCUUAUUGAAGUCUGUUGAUAUUGCUUCUUAUGCCAAAAUAGUUCAAAAAGAAUAUUUUAAUCUUGUGGAAAAUAUUACAUUGUCAAACGAACAAGACUUGAUUUUGCUAUCUUUUAUCAUAAGAGAGUUAAAUCAAAGUGAAUGCAUCAGUAUUUUGCUUCUCUUGGAUGGCUUGGAUCUGUUGAUUCAUCGAGUACAGAAUGAAGAUGCAUCUGAAGGCCUUCAGAACGAUAGCAGCUUUCUUUACCUUUUCAAGUUCAAUAUUUUAUCUGAGAUGGUUAUUGAAAAUUACAGCAAGCAUCAAGCAAAACUUGACCCAAAUGUUUUGCAAUCAGCUAUUGAUGAUCUUUACUUAGUCAAAGGAGAUGUCAACGAAUUAGAUCUAUCUGCCAUACAAGUAGUCACUUGGACUACAGCUGAUUUUUUUUACAAUAAGCAACUUUAUGAUCAUGCUUUACCUUGGUAUCGAUAUUCUUAUAAUAUCACACAGGUCAACUUUCAAGGAACCAGCAAUUCUGUCAUCGUGACCCAGAAGCUUUCGUUUUGUUAUAUACAAGCAAACGACUACAAUGCUGCCUAUGAAUGUUUCAAGAAAGGAAUAGAAGAUGCAGAAAGAGAUGUAGAACUAGAGGAUCAUUUAUUGCUUUUGAAAUUUGCACUUAUGCAAAAUAUCUGUUCUUUGGAGAAAGCUGUCACUCCAAUUCUAGACAAGAUUCUUGUAUUACAAGAAUUCAAACUUGAGUGCUUUGUAACUAUACUUGAAUACUGUUAUCAGUGUAGUGGUGCAGAAAAGCCUCUUUUAUUCAAAUCGUCCUGGCACGCAUCAUUGAGUUUUACAAAAAUACGACUCAAAAAAUAGAGAUAGAUGCGUAUACCAAGGCCUGCUUCUCUCAUUUACUUGUUCUUACAAUAAGAUGUACUAUUUACAUCAAGACAACAG